AUGGCCAGGCUGCUUCUUGCCGCCGCGGAGAUUGCCGCCGUGGUCGGUCUGAACGUCCACGAUGCUCCCUCCAGCGACGCACAAUCGCGCACCGGCGUCGCUGCAGUGCUUGACCCGGAGUUGACUAAUGCUGCCCUCGAGAAGUUCCACGUCACCACUCCGGGGGAGCACGCCGUGAUCGUGCUGCCCGAGAAUGCAGACCUGGAGAAUCCGGCCGCUGCCGACCUGAUCGUCUAUGCCACGUUUGGGAAGCUCACCGACGAUGCGUGCGAAGACCUCCUCAUCCGCACUGUCACAUUUGAGGGAAGCUCCGUCGGGACAAACAUCACAAAGCUUGUGUUCAACGUGGGGAGCGAUAAUUUCAACGACACGGCAGCCCAUGAAUACACGUACACCUUUACUGACAGUGGAGGCAACCCCCAGGACGUUACCAACACUGACGCCAGGCACCUCUUCGACAACGUCCCGAUCUGCUACAUGGGUACUCCGCGGGGCGUCAUCAGGGAGCCCACGUACAGGACCUACAUGCACCGCCAGAGGAUCAUGCAGGUGGAGUGCAGCCUGAACAGCCUGAACCGCGGCCACGACAUCAAGGUUUUCUGGAGCACGGUGUGGCGGGGGUUUAACAGCACCACCAACUCGUCCAUCUUCGCCAACGACCUCUCCUUCAGCAUCGGCAACGUGGCGAACGCCGGGGGCAUCCUCGGCUCGGACGACCACUCGGCGAUCUCCGCGGCGAUCCCCGGCUGCAACAAGAAGCAGCCGGUCCUCGGCCCCUACCAGACCAGGAAGGGGAAGCCGAGGGGGAAGCCCUGGAAGCGCGCGCACCACUUCCGCUGA
Messenger RNA from Prorocentrum cordatum, 840 nucleotides. The record is from the annotation of a GenBank genome assembly. NCBI's taxonomy places the organism in Eukaryota, Dinophyceae, Prorocentrales, Prorocentraceae.